AUACUGGAAACUAUGAGUGAAACUGUUGCCGAGGGUGUUGAGGCUUUGACACUUAACAGUGCAAAGGAGGCCGAUGAGCAGGUGGUGACUGGUGUAGAGGUAACAGUAGGUGAUGAUCAAAAUGAUGUUGUGGAUCCAUGGAAUGUUACCAGUACCAGCGAUACUGGUAUUGAUUAUGACAAAUUGAUUAAGCGCUUUGGUUCAUCCAGAAUCGAUGACGAAUUGAUAGCACGCAUUGAAAAGAUAACCGGCAAGCCAGCACAUCAUUUAAUCCGACGUGGAAUUUUCUUUUCUCAUCGUGAACUUAAUACAAUUUUGACAUUAAAGGAACAAGGCAAACCAUUCUAUUUGUAUACGGGUCGUGGACCAAGUUCUGAAUCAUUGCAUUUGGGCCAUUUGAUACCAUUCAUUAUGACAAAAUAUCUGCAAGAAGCAUUCGAUGUGCCUUUGGUUAUACAAAUGUCCGAUGAUGAAAAAACAUUGUGGAAAGAUUUGAAAGUUGAAGAUGCUAUUAAAUUGGCUCAUGAGAAUGCCAAGGAUAUUAUCGCCAUGGGAUUUGAUGUCGAGAAAACGUUUAUUUUUAACAAUUUAACUUUUAUGGGUCAGUGUCCAGCAUUUUAUCAAAACAUAAUUCGCAUGCAAAAAUGUGUUACCUUCAAUCAGGUAAAGGGUAUUUUUGGAUUUGGCGAUUCGGAUAUAAUUGGUAAAAUUGGUUUCCCCGCUGUACAAGCUGCACCAGCCCUUUCGAGUACAUUUCCAUUUAUUUUUGGCAAUAGAAAAGUUCACUGCCUUAUACCGUGCGCCAUCGAUCAAGAUCCAUAUUUCCGUAUGUGCCGAGAUGUAGCACCACGUUUGGGUUACCCUAAGUGUGCCCUCAUCCAUUCGACAUUCUUCCCCGCCUUGCAAGGUGCUAAAUCGAAAAUGUCGGCCAGUGAACAAAAUUCGGCAGUAUUUUUAACCGAUACACCCAAACAGAUUAAGAAUAAAAUCAAUAAAUAUGCGUUUUCGGGUGGUCGUGUUACCGUCGAAGAACAUCGUAAAUUGGGUGGCAUUCCCGAUAUUGAUGUUGCCUAUCAGCUACUUAAAUUCUUUUUGGAAGAUGAUGCUAAACUGGAAGAGAUACGUUUGGCCUAUAGCAAGGGUGAAUUGUUGACUGGCGAAAUUAAGAAAAUUGCCAUUGAGACCGUGACACCCAUUGUGGAACAACAUCAAGCUGCUCGUAAAUUGGUGACUGAUGAAGUUUUACAGAAAUUUAUGGAAAUACGUCCCUUGAAGUUCGGUAAUGCAAGUUAAAUUAUUAUUAGCAC
Messenger RNA from Musca vetustissima, 1307 nucleotides. RefSeq names its product tryptophan--tRNA ligase, cytoplasmic-like. Gene Ontology annotation, cellular component: cytoplasm. The record is from RefSeq and is a predicted model, not a curated record. NCBI's taxonomy places the organism in Eukaryota, Metazoa, Arthropoda, Insecta, Diptera, Muscidae. Gene Ontology annotation, molecular function: ATP binding; tryptophan-tRNA ligase activity. Bases 13 to 1293 code for a protein of 426 amino acids. The transcript has 6 exons. Gene Ontology annotation, biological process: tryptophanyl-tRNA aminoacylation.